Messenger RNA from Owenia fusiformis, 1404 nucleotides. Lineage: Eukaryota; Metazoa; Annelida; Polychaeta; Sabellida; Oweniidae. The record is from the annotation of a GenBank genome assembly.
AUAAAACAAGAAGAGAACCAAAAUGUAAAAGUGUAGUAUUUUUCAAGCGACACACAGACGGAAAUGCAGGAAACGGCGCCAUCUAACGACAAGAUAUCAUCAAAGAUCAUGGUUCUCCCUGUGGUGAUUGGUGUACCGGUGGCAGCGGUGGUGUUAUGUGCAAUUGGUGUACCUGUGGGAUUAUAUGUUAUCAAACCAGAUUUACUAGUCAAACUGUUCAUGAGAUAUGGCAUGCGAUCAGCUGGUCUUAAGAUCAAAACAAUAGAGGGAAAUGACAUCACAUUUUGUUACGCAGAACGCGGCAUUCCCAAUCCUGAUGUCCCAAGUUUGUUAUUCAUUCAUGGAUUCACUGCAAGCAAAGACAUGUGGUCAACUAUUAUAAAGAAAAUGCCUCAGAACCUUCAUACCAUAGUUGUAGAUCUACCAGGUCAUGGUGACACUUUAACAAAAGUCGACGAAGAUAUGACAUUUAAAGGCCAAGUAAAGAGAGUCCACGAGUUUGCUGAGCUGAUAGGCCUAACAAAUGGGAAGUACCAUGUGAUUGGUCAGUCCAUGGGAGGAGCUAUAUCAGGACUAUAUGCUGCUACAUACCCAGAGGAGGUUGGCCUUGUCACUAUGAUAUGCCCAGCAAUGGAGACCCCUGAGAUGUCUGAUUUUACUCAUCACAUAGCUUCAACAGGAAAUGUUGUACUUCUACCAGAAACUGUGGAAGACAUUGCAGAGAUGAUGACGUUUAUCAUGCACAAGCCAAUCAAAGUCCCCAAACAGAUUCUGAAAGGUGCUCUUGGAUUGCGACAACCAAAGAUGGAUUAUUACAGGAAAUUAUUCUUAGCAUUGGUUGAAGACAGAGGUGCAUUGAAUGAAUCGAUGGGUUCAAUUACAGUGCCGUCACAGGUCAUAUGGGGCAAACAUGAUAAGCUGAUUCAUGUAUCUGGAGCUGAAGUUCUACACAAAGGGCUGCCCAGUUGUCAUAGGUUGGACCUGAUCCCAGAAUGUGGACAUUCAACCAAUAUGGAGCGACCAGGGAUGGUUACAAAGCUAUUGUUAAAGUUCAGAGAGUUAGAAAAGAACUAUGAUCCCAUUGAUAUUGACAAUAAUGCUAAUGGAAGUACUGUAUUGAAUGAGACUUCAGCAGAGAAGGUGCCCAUAUUAGAGGCUUGGCUAGCAGAAAAGAAGGCAUCCUUGUAAUACAACCAACAGUGUCUAUAUGAUUGGUUACAGUGUUUAGGGAAUUAACCACCAAGGCAAGAAAGUAAUUUGGUUAUGCUACAUAGACACGCACAAGAGUUUAAAAAGGUUGUAGUAAGUGAAAUCCUAGUCAUUCAGCCAAGGCUGUCUGUAUUUUCAAAGCCUACUAUGGACCUUGUUUCACUCAUCUACUACAUGUGUAGAAUAUUGUAUUGU